Cololabis saira (Pacific saury) is the source of this 1031-nucleotide messenger RNA. It is a transcript of the gene tgfa, whose product is annotated as transforming growth factor, alpha. The transcript is spliced from 7 exons. Lineage: Eukaryota; Metazoa; Chordata; Actinopteri; Beloniformes; Belonidae. The record is from RefSeq and is a predicted model, not a curated record. The coding region runs from base 278 to 1024 and encodes 248 amino acids. Gene Ontology annotation, biological process: positive regulation of mitotic nuclear division; epidermal growth factor receptor signaling pathway; positive regulation of cell population proliferation.
GUCAAACGCUCGCACAUCCAGUAGAGGAAAAAGAGACGAAAACUAAAAAAAAAAUAACUUUUUAACGACGGCAUCUGAAUAUCAGGUGGGUCAGAUGCUGGUGUUUCACACCGGCCGACAAGUUUGCACUGAGAUCGCAGGAUUAAAUGGUCAGCGCCGCUGAUUUGGAGCCUCUUGGAGCCUCAAAUGUGCCUGUAAUGCGAAUGUGGCGUCCUAACACGCCCGACAUCCAGUGAAGCUUCAUUUUAAGGCUCAUUUUAGAGCCUCCGCAGGAACAAUGACUUGGAUUUUCUGGGACGCAUUUUUUCUAAUAAGCGGUUCUCUCUUUACUUUUGGAGCAGGACCGAACAGUUCAGCAGUUGUUAAAGCAAACAUUUCUGUUGAUACCAACUCGACUGCUGCUCCAAACGCCCCCACUAGCAGCUCGGGAACGGCCAGUGACGGAGGCGCAGCUACAACCAACAUCCCUGCAGUGAGAAGUUCCGUUGUUUUAUUCGGAGGAGGAGAGAGAAACGCAACAAUUGUAGAUGUUGUCAUUUCCAUCAACGCCACUUCUGCAACUGCUCCUGACUCCUCAGCAAGUAGUGCCUCAACUGUGAGCAGCAGAAGUGAUGCAACCAAAAGACCGGUGUCCGCUGCUACCAACCAUCCAACAAAAAAGUUUGUGGCAGCAGCUGUCCGGUCACAUUUCGACGACUGUCCGGAUUCCCACCAGCAUUUCUGCUUUCAUGGCACAUGUCGCUUCCUGAUACUGGAGGAGACACCUGCAUGUGUGUGUCAUGCGGGCUUUGUCGGGAUGAGGUGCGAGCACGCUGACCUGCUCGCUGUGGUAGCGACUAACCACAGGCAGCAGACCGUUGCUACGGUGCUGGUGCUGUGCGUGAUUGGAUCUGUUCUUAUCAUGGUUCUGUGUUCUCUCUUACAUUGCUGGUGGAGACAAGAUUGCCGGAGGCGGAGCCCAGCGCAUCACUAUGCUGGAGAAAAGCAUGGAGCGUCCCACUAUCCUUCAGAGAGCAUGGUUUGACAAGACA